AUGCGUUUUUUUCUACCACUAGUGGCAUCUAAAGAUUUCCUUGAACUAGAACCAGAAGAAAUUUUAACUUUUCUGAAAUCAAAUUAUAUUUGUGUCACGAGCGAGGUAGAAGUCCUCAUGGCCGGUGUCCGAUGGUUGUGUGCGGACUGGUCAAACCGACGGCAACUCGCCGUUGACGUGAUGCGGUGCGUACGCUUCGGUCUGAUAUCGCCAUGGCAACUCGUGGAUAUCAAACGGAACCCUGACAAUGGUGAAAUAUUAGAGAUCGUUAAUGAACCUGAGGUGCAGCAAAUGGUAGACGAUGGACUCGCCUAUGUCAUAAUAAAAUAUUGGUAUGGAAACAACUCAAAGAACUACUACCAUUGGAUAGAGGUACUUGGACUCACAGAGCCCGCUGAGAGAAACUGGAUUGGCGAAGAAAAGAAUCACGUAACGUACAAAGAUUUCCUGAAAUAUCUAGAACAAUUCAUGGUACCCAAGGAGCAGAUAUAUCAUCAGAUGUCGAUGAUGCAGCCACCUCGGAGAAACGAUGAUAUUCCUGGUAGUAUACGUGGAAUUGACAAUGACAAAUUGGAUAUGCGGCGACCAAAAAUGGAUUUUCCUUUACCACUUGCUUUGAAAGGAAUGACUGGGGACAAAGACAAGUUUCCCAAUUUUAGCGACUUUUUUGACAACAGGAAAAAAAAUACAUCGUCAGAUCAAUAUUGCAUGAUCAAGACAAAUGAUAAAAGACACAGCGUCGCAGCUUCGUACUUGGCUGCUGCAACCGCCGUGUUAUCCAGUACCAAGAAGUAUAGUGAGAAUGGUUUGACAGUCCCUAGAAAGAACUUUGGUUUGGUUGUGCAUCGUAUGGCGUUAUACGCUAUUGGAGGUCAGGAUAAAAAGGGCAGGGUGCUUCGGUCAGUAGAGCGUUUCGAUCCAAAAACUGGUUCCUGGAACGAAGUCCGGCCGAUGAGCGUGGGGCGUAUGGCCGUAGCGACGGUCAAGUACCGAGACUACAUCUGGGUGGCCGGCGGUAUGACCGGAGAGAAGAAACGUCCCGUCUGCAAGAUAGUCGAAUGUUACAACUCAAAAACCAAUGAAUGGACUGAAAUUCAUAGCUUACGUUUUCCAAGAUGCUUCGCUACAUUGUUCGCGAUGAAUGACCGUCUGUAUAUAGUUGGAGGAGCAGGAAAAAUGUCAGAUAAAGAUAAAACUGCGAGCAGUGUGGGGGCCAUAGACAUAUGGGACUGGAAGGGUCGCGAAUGGAAAUUAGAAACUGAAAUGUCUAUACCUCGGCACGGUCACGCUUUGGCUUACCUCGGAACACAACUGAUCAUAAUUGGUUAG
This is a messenger RNA of Diatraea saccharalis (sugarcane borer), 1329 nucleotides long. NCBI's taxonomy places the organism in Eukaryota, Metazoa, Arthropoda, Insecta, Lepidoptera, Crambidae. The record is from the annotation of a GenBank genome assembly.